Messenger RNA from Linum tenue, 330 nucleotides. The record is from the annotation of a GenBank genome assembly. Lineage: Eukaryota; Viridiplantae; Streptophyta; Magnoliopsida; Malpighiales; Linaceae.
AUGGCACUUCCUACGGUCCAGGUAUCGGUUUACAUUACCAAUCAAGUGACCAGAAAAAUAUUGAUUGUGCAUUGUCGAUCCAAAGACGAUGAUCUCGGAGCCCAUGCGGUAGCCGUUGGGUCUAGCAUCCACUGGAGCUUCGGGCCGAACAUCUUUGGCGCCAGGACAGUUUUUUGGUGCAAACUCGCGGUUCAGGAUAAGCGUAUUUCUUUCGUGGCGUACGAGCAAGAACGCGUAACAUACGGAGACUGGGUUGUUCGUGACGACGGAGUUUAUGCGAGGCCCUAUGGUCAUCCGAUGUUUCUGCAUGCUCCAUGGACGCAACCAUAA